This is a messenger RNA of Oncorhynchus kisutch (coho salmon), 2448 nucleotides long. RefSeq lists its product as uncharacterized. Lineage: Eukaryota; Metazoa; Chordata; Actinopteri; Salmoniformes; Salmonidae. The transcript is spliced from 10 exons. The record is from RefSeq and is a predicted model, not a curated record. The coding region runs from base 455 to 2302 and encodes 615 amino acids.
GCCGGUGGUAUCGCAGGACAUCUCCACCCUGUCUAACCCCCAGCUGGACCUGCUGCACUGCAGCAAGGCAGGAUAUGAGAGCGAGGACUCUGGACGGGAGCCCUCCAUAUGCAGUGAUGCCCGUACAGAUUCCUCUGACAGCUCCAGCCACCGAGACUCUCGAAAUCGCCCUCUCCGCCAGUCAACAGGCAGCCACCUGUCCAACAAAACGCAGACCAUCGUUGUCGGUAACCAUGACAACGGUGCAGUUGCAGCAGCAGAGACCCCCCUCUGCCCCCCCUCCCCUCCCCUGCAGCAGGGUGACUAUAAAGAGACAGCUGUGUUCCUCCUUUCCUCUCGUCGCCCCACGUCAUCUUGCUCUUCCUCCCAUCCUCUCUCCUCAUGUUCCUUCCAUCCCCCCUCCUCUACCUGUUCCCCCUAUCCCGUCUCCUCCUCCUGCUCUUCCUCCCGUCCCAUGUCCUCUUCCUCCUCCUCGGGGAUAGGGGGGUCUGUAAUGGGAUCUGAGGCAGGGGCCGUGGGGCCACACUGGGAGGAUGAGAGCACCAGCAGUGAGUCCAAGUCUAGUUACCGGCCGGCCUGGAGGCCACGGAGGGAAGCCCUGAACAUCGACUGCAUCUUCACCUGUCAGAGAGGCUCUCCGCUGGGCUACAGCACCCUGCCUGGGCCCCCUCUACCUUCUGAGUUUCAACAACACUGUCCAACUAACACGGCUGAUCUGCAGGGGGCAAGAGAGAGGGCCGGGGGUGUAGGUGGUGUGGGGGGAGAUACGGAGGGGGUGGCAGGGAUGCCUGGGUUGCUAGGCAACGACGCGGACUGCCCCCCUCCUCCCCCGUUGAGAGGGGCGGAGUCUCAGCCCCGUCUGAUCCAGAGGAUGGAGAGUGGUUAUGAGAGCAGCCCUGACAGGGAGGUAGGUCAGAAGCGUGUGUUGAUGUCUGGUCCAUCGUGGCGCACGGUGCCCAAGUCUAAGAGCACUAGUGCCAUCCUGCAGGAGCUGCCAGCACCUCUCUGGGGCUGCAACAACAGCCUGGGCGCUGGCCAUAGCGAGCUGGAUGAGCUUCAGGAGGAGGUGGUGAGGAGAGCGAGGCAGCAGGAGCAGCAGAGGAGGAAGGAGUCGGAGAGAGAAGCUGCCGUGGGAUUCAACCCCAGACCCUCCAAAUACAUGGACUUAGACCAGCUACAACAACAAGCUGUGCUCAGCCCCCUGCAUGAGGCUAAUUCUCGUAGUGGAUUGACUGUAGCUGCGUGCAUGGGGAGCACUGCGGAGCCAAUAACACAGGAACAGGAUAUGGAACAGGAAACAGGAAGCGCCAGUCCACAGGGACAUCGCAGUGAACAGUCUGGCCCGCUCCAAGUACUGCUGAUGCCCAAUCAGGAGGGGGAAGAGGUCCGGCCAGCCUACCAGGAUGCAACCCUGGGCCCUGGUCAGCCCCCUCUCCACUCAUCCCUCCCACCCCCUUCCACCAUCAACCCCCCAGCACAGGUUGAGGAGGGUGAGAAGGGGGAGCAAGUGAGGAGGGGUGAGGGAGGACAGGGAAUGAGCCUGGAGGAGUUACAGGCUGGGGGUGUGAGACCUGUUGGCAGACACCUGGCCAUCUCUCUCCCCUCUCUAUCUCUCAGACUCUGGGAUAUGUCUCACACACACGCUCCCCCCUCACACACACACUCUUACUCUGACCCCCAAUACACACACCCUCCAUCCUCACAUACAAACCCUGAGCACCCACACACACACUCCGACCGUCCACCCACCCCCUGCUCCUCCCGCAGUCAGCCCCACCCCUCACCCUCCACUGCCUCUCCACAUUGGUCCGAUCAAGGUUCCGCCGCCAACACCUUCACACGUCAUUGGUCCUCCUGGAGCGUGGACCGCCCAGAUGCCGUGGUUACGCCAUAUGACACACCUCCAGACCGCCGCCUCCCCUUUAGGCCACACCUCCCCUACCGAAACUACAACUCCCAGCCUGCCCCUGGGCUGCAUGACGCCUGUGACCCUGAGGAGGCAGAGUUUUCAGAGCUGGACUUCCUAUACCGGGCCAGCCUCCAGGCAGGAUGUAGAGGUGGUAGCCCGGUCAGGAGGCUGCAGUGUGGGGUAGGAGGGCCAGCCCGUUCCCUCACCCCCAAUGCCAACAUGGAGAGGAGUGUGUACCAGACUGACUGCAGCAGCACAAUGGUCCACAGUCUGAGCGGCACAAUCAUCAACCCGCGUCGUCACCGUCUCGCCGCAACACGCAGCUUUGAGAUGUCCAAUGGUGCGGGGAGUUUCUGGUGUCUGACUGGGGUGAAGCUGUCUUCAGACCACUGAUCUGCCUCCAUAUGCAUCUACACUACAGGCUCCUUCCAGACCAGCCCUCUGGGGUCCUAACCCUCCACACCGCUACAGGCUCCUUCCAGGCCAGCCCUCUGGGGUCCUAACCCUCCACACCGCUACAGGCUCCUUCCAGGCCAGUC